AUGGUCCAGAGGAACUCUCAGCUGAUGGAGAUCACCAUAAAUGGUUCUUCAGAGGAGCUGAUACCAGACCAACAUGUAUCUGAUCUGGUGAUCUCCGAGAACCAACAACUAAAGCUGCAGUUGUGCAAAAAAGCGAAGUCUGAAAGUGUAAGCGAGGCCCCAACCCCUGGUGUUAAUGGUUACCAUGACAACGGACAUGUCAGUCAGAACCACCAGAUACAGCCGAUACAGGUGGUCAGCCUGCCAGGUAAAGAGGAAAAGAUCCGGGAGCUCAACCAACAGGUGGACUCUCUACAAAACGUUAUCCUACAGGUGCAGGAGAUCCACCACGGCCUAGGAGCAUUCUGUUCGGAGCUGAAGAGCAUGGGUGUAGAGGUGGACACGUCAGGGCUGAGCUUCCCUGAGCUGGAGCAGCGCCUGGGGCUGGCUAUGAGACUGCUCAGGGACAAGAGACACAGUCUACAGAGCCUCAGAGAGACCAUGAGAGAUGCUGGCACUCACAGGAACAAGCCAUCAGAGGUUUGUCUUCUGGAUAAGAUGAAGUUGAACUGUCAGGUGUUUAAAGAAGAGAUCUCCCUGGUUUACAUCAACAGACAGGUGUCACGUCUACAGACAGCACUACAAGAGUCUAGAAAAGGCUUGUGGAGGUGAAUGGGGUACCGGUGAACGAUGAUGGGGUACAGCUGAGCCCCCUACUCCGCCAGGGACCAAGUGCUCAGAUAAUCAUCCUGAGGAGACCUCCUCCUCCUCCCAGACCCCCCCCCCCCCCUUUGAAGCAACAUCCUCCAUUAGGAUACACCUAGUACCACCAGGCAAUCCCAUCAAGCAUGACAUUGACACCCAAUAGACCACCAGGCUGAUCCCAUCUAUCUUUAAGCAUGACAGUGUAGUCAAGAACAACACGGCCCCCCGGCUCCAUGAGGUCUAAGUCCAUCAACCCCGUCAACCAGCAAGCUGAGACCCACAACCUGGUAAACCCUGAGCGCCUCUCUACUCUAACACCACAAUGAGCAUCAGGAACCUGGGGUCUCCACUGAGCCUCUCUCUACUCUACC
Messenger RNA from Oncorhynchus mykiss (rainbow trout), 1055 nucleotides. The record is from RefSeq and is a predicted model, not a curated record. NCBI's taxonomy places the organism in Eukaryota, Metazoa, Chordata, Actinopteri, Salmoniformes, Salmonidae.